AUGAGUGCGAUAUCCGUAAACAACGUGACGUUUAAGUACAGUAAGCAAAAUGUGCUUGAUAACUUUUGCGCCCAAGUGAACGCCGGUGAAAUAUACGCGUUACUGGGACCUAGCGGUGGCGGUAAAACCACCUUGCUACGAAUGAUACUAGGUCGGAUUAAGUUGCAACAAGGUUUCAUCAGUGUGUUCGGCCAAAGGCCCGGUGCCGCCAACGACCGGAUCAGUUAUAUGCCUCAGAAUAGCGCCCUCUGUAUGCAGUUCACAGUCGCCCAGACUUUGCAGUAUUUUAUGCAUAUCUAUCGUAUAUCCAGCAAUGAGUUUUCAAACAGGUACGCAAAACUUCAAAAACUACUGGAGCUCCCGGCAAACGAGUGCGUUAUAAACAGCCUGAGCGGUGGUCAGCAGCGGCGCAUAUCCCUGGCCUGUGCCCUACUAAACCACCCGUCCCUCGUCAUACUGGACGAGCCCACGGUGGGCAUCGACCUACUCAUCAUACACAACAUAUGGAAGUACCUGAAUAUGAGGUGUCGGGAGGGGCUUACCAUACUGUUUGUCACCCACUAUAUCGAAGAGGCGACUAACGCCCACAAAGUGGGUCUCAUGAGGAACGGGAGGCUAUUGGCGGAGGAAAACCCGCGUAAACUGUGCGACGAUUUUGGCGAGAAGUCGUUGGAAAGUGUUUUCCUAAGACUCUGUUUGUUAGACAAUAAUUGUCACCGAAAUGUGAACUCAAAUACAAAUAAUAAUUAUAAUCACAAUAACGAUAAGAAUAUUCUUAACAAGAAUAACGAGAAUAAUAUUGACAAGAAUUGUCACACAAAUACCGUUAAUAACGCAAACAUCUAUAACAUAAAUAACGGGAUUGUCGUGAAUAACAACUACAAGAAUAUUCUGUAUACUAAUAAUAAUAAUAAUAACGAUAAUAAGGUUUACGCGGAAAACUACCAGAAUUUGUGCGCCGACUUUGACUCACAACCGAAACCCAAACCCAAACCAAAUCGGGUGUUAAAUCCACUCAAAUCACUGGACGAGCAAAAGUCGCUGAUCGAUACCCUGGUGUUUAACCUCUGGAUUAUCGUCAUAUUAAUCAAACGCAAUGCACUGAAGUAUAUGAACAUGUCGUGCGCCCUGAUAUGUAUACUACUGCCGGCCACUCAGGUAGUCAUCUACUGCCUGGUCUACAGCCGACCCCUCAUCGAGAUCACGGCCGCCGUAUUCAACGAGGAAAGGCAUGACACGGAGCACCCGGCCUACAGUACGGAGCUGUUGGCCUCGCUAUUACCGGUGGAGCGACACCUGAUUCGGCCGGUUAUGCACCCGACCCUUCAGAGCGCUAUACAGGCGGUGCGAAACGGGUCGGCCGUUGGCGCCAUUUGGUUCAAACAUAACUACUCGGACUCAUUGGACGACAGACUGGACGACCCUAUGGGCGAUGACCUGGAUGUCAGUGUCUACGACACCAGCGCUGUGCACACGUACCUCGACAACAGUCACAUCAUGUUUGGCAACGCAUUCACGCACUCACUCAGUGAGAGUGUACUGAAGUUCGUGACUAAACUCACGCGUGACCGCAAUCUCACGGCCAUUGAGAUACCGAUAACGGUCGAGAAGACUGUCCAAUCGGAAAGCCUACUGAUUAAGGACACCGGCCUGUCGGCGAACCUCAUAUUUUACGUAUACUUAUCGCAAAUAGUCUUAUCGUCUCUCGUGUUGACUCAGGAGCGUAAGGACGGCCUGUUUGAGAGGUCCCUCAUAGCCGGGGUUAGCCAUCAUUUGGUACUCGUAUCGCAUUUGUGCACCAAUUUUGUCAUAUCAUUGGUGCAAAUACUGCUUAUGUAUGGGACGGCCUUCUGGGUGUUCGACGAGGUCAACAACAACGGCUCCGGGUGUCUGAUCGUCGCCUACCUGACCACCGAAGCACUCAAUGCCAUAACAUCAGGACUACUGAUAUCGGCGGCCCUUAAGGAGGAAUACCAUUGUCUCAUAAUUUUGGGCUUUUUAUGCGCCCCACAGCUGUUCACUUCCGGUAUGUUUUGGCCCCUGGAGUCGUUGGACAGGUAUCUCCGAUACGCCAACUUGUGUAGUCCAUUGGCCAUACCUGUGGAGACUAUGAGAAAUAUUAUAUUGAGGGGCUGGCAGUUUAGUAAUAGUAAUAUACUGUUUGGUUUUGGCGUGAACCUGGUGCCCAGCGUACUGUUCCUGAUAAUGGCCUUGUUCAUAUUUAGAUACCGCGAAAUUUGA
Messenger RNA from Oppiella nova, 2241 nucleotides. Lineage: Eukaryota; Metazoa; Arthropoda; Arachnida; Sarcoptiformes; Oppiidae. The record is from the annotation of a GenBank genome assembly.